Scheffersomyces stipitis CBS 6054 is the source of this 2070-nucleotide messenger RNA. It is a transcript of the gene SRP1, whose product is annotated as karyopherin alpha. NCBI's taxonomy places the organism in Eukaryota, Fungi, Ascomycota, Pichiomycetes, Serinales, Debaryomycetaceae. Gene Ontology annotation, molecular function: nuclear import signal receptor activity; protein binding. Gene Ontology annotation, cellular component: cytoplasm; nucleus; nucleoplasm. The transcript has a single exon. The record is from RefSeq and is a predicted model, not a curated record. The coding region runs from base 101 to 1735 and encodes 544 amino acids. Gene Ontology annotation, biological process: NLS-bearing protein import into nucleus.
GAUUCCGCAGCUGAGACUUGCCCUUUCUCGUUAUCAUUAUCCGUUAACUUCAUCACCUUAAUUGUAAACAUUUCAUACAUCCAGCCAAUCACAGUCAACCAUGGACGCAGAUGCCACUAACCGUUUUGUGCCCGAGUACCGUCGUACCAACUUCAAGAACAAGGGUCGUUUCCAGAGCGAUGAGUUGAGAAGAAGAAGAGAAACGCAUCAAGUGGACUUGAGAAAGCAGAAGAGAGAAGAAGUAUUGCUGAAGAGAAGAAACUUCCAUAAUGAAAAUGCUGCCGAUGAUUCUGAAGAUGAAGACGAGUACAGUACCCAGGUUUCCAAUGACGAGACCCAGUUCUACUCGAAGUUGCAACAGGACCUCCCCAAGAUGAUUGAAAUGAUCCAGGCUGCCGACUUCGAUAAUCAACUCGCUGCUACCGUCAAAUUCCGCCAGAUCUUAUCGCGUGAACACAAUCCACCUAUCGAUCUCGUGAUCCAGUCCGGCGUGAUCCCCACUUUGGUGGAGUUCAUGAAGAACGAACAUCCCGAUAUGUUGCAGUUGGAAGCGGCAUGGGCUUUGACCAACAUCGCUUCAGGUAAUUCUGAGCAGACCCGUGUCGUUGUUGAUGCCAACGCCGUUCCUCUAUUCGUUCACUUGUUGUACUCGCAAUCGCUUGAGGUCAAGGAACAGGCCAUCUGGGCUUUAGGAAAUGUUGCUGGUGACUCCACCGAAAACAGAGACUAUGUCUUGGAAUGCAACGCCAUGGAGCCUGUUUUGUCGCUCUUCAACAGCACAAAGAUGUCGUUGAUCAGAACAGCUACGUGGACAUUGUCUAACUUGUGUAGAGGCAAGAACCCCCAGCCAGACUGGAACAUCGUUCAACUGGCCAUUCCCACUUUGGCCAAAUUGAUCUACUCUGUAGACUCAGAGACUUUGGUUGAUGCCUGCUGGGCUGUUUCUUACUUGUCUGAUGGUACUUCCGAGGCUAUACAGGCUGUUGUUGAUGCCCGUAUCCCUCAUCGUCUUGUCGAGUUGUUGGGCCACGAAUCGACUUUGGUCCAGACCCCAGCUUUGAGAGCUAUUGGUAACAUCGUCACCGGUACAGACUUCCAGACUCAGAUCGUCAUAAACGCUGGCGCAUUGCGGGCAUUGGCUCCGUUGUUGAACUCGCCUAAGGAAACCAUUCGUAAGGAAGCCUGUUGGACCAUCUCCAAUAUCACAGCAGGUAACACGGAUCAAAUUCAGGCGGUUAUUGACGCUAACCUCAUUCCACAAAUCAUCAGAUUGUUACAGCACGGUGAUUACAAGACCAAAAAGGAAGCCUGUUGGGCCAUUUCCAACGCUUCUUCGGGUGGUUUGACCAAGCCAGACCAGAUCCGCUACUUGGUUAACCAAGGCUGUAUCAAGCCUUUGUGUGACUUGUUGAGCGUGGCUGACUCCAAAAUAAUUGAAGUCACGUUGGACUCUUUGGACAACAUCCUUAAGAUGGGUGAAAUGGACAAGGAAGCCCUCAAUACACAGGUCAAUGAAAACGCUUUGUACAUUGAAGAAGCUGGUGGUAUGGAAAAAAUCUUCGAGUGUCAGACCAACCAAAACGAAAAGAUCUACCAAAAGGCUUACCAUAUCAUCGAAAAGUACUUCUCUGACGAAGAUGACCAAAUAGAUGACGAAGGCGUAGCCCCUCAGACCUACGGGGAUUCAUUUGGUUUCGGCGUUGAUCCAAGCCAACAGCAAAACUUCCAAUUCUAAUCUGAAAUAUAGAAAUUGAAAUGAAGUCGAGAUUUUGAAUUGAUGUAAAUCUAUAUUUGUUCGAAAGAAGUCCAACAAACAUUGAUAUACGAUUCAUAUUCAUAGAUUACGAAACAAACCAUAACUUACAUAAGCCGGAGUCAGCUUCUGGCUCUUGCUUGUCUCAUGAUCUCUAUCAUCUCAUCUUAUAUAUACUGUCUCUAGCCCUCUUCCAUAUAUAGCAAGUUUAUCGUCUAAUGCCUAAUUCUCUAAGAUUCGGUAAGAGGCUUCCACAGCCAAGGAGAACAUAGUUUAUGUAUAUCUCGCAAGUGAAACAACAUAUUCUCUAUAAUAAA